AUGACUCCUCCUCCCAUCUGUCUCUUGUUGAGAAUAACAGGUUCACCUUUUCUCGACCAUGUACACCACCCGUCAGGUCCAUCGAACUUAAAACGUUUUUCAUCAGUAAAUAUCACUUUCUUGAAGACGACAUGGUUUGUUAUCCAUCUUUUGGCGCUUCCCAGCCUUGCCUCCUUGUGUUUUCUCGUUAGUGUAAUUCUUUUCUUGAUUUUAGCAUACUUAAGUCCAAUUUCGUGUAGCUUUCUUUGUACAAUUCGAACACUGACGUCAAGUUCACACUUCUCCUUUACUUUCUUCGCUGUCACCUUUUCUCAAGAUGAUAACAACCUCGUAACACUCCUCUUCAUUCUUCUUUCUGUUCUGUUGGAAAUUGUUUUUUCCGUCCUCUCUUCUUCUUCUUCCGCUCAUAGUCUGUACUCAGCAUGUAUUCAACUGCUGACUUCGUUCCACACAUUUCUUCUUCUUCUUCUUCACACUUCUUCUUAUUCUUUACCCUUCUUCUUCUUCUUUUCACCCUUCUUCUUCUUCUUCUUCUUCACCCUUCUUCUUCUUCUUCUUCUUCUUCACCCUUCUUCUUCUUUCACCUUCUUCUUCUUCUUCACCUUCUUCUUCUUCACCCUUCUUCUUCUUCUUCUUCACCCUUCUUCUUCUUCUUCACCUUCUUCUUCUUUUCCUCUUCUUCACCCCUUCUUCUUCUUCUUCACCUUCUUCUUCUUCUUCUUCACCCUUCUUCUUCUUCUUCACCCUUCUUCUUCCCUUUCUUCUUCAUCUUCACCUUCUUCUUCUUCUUCUUCCCCUUCUCCUUCUUUUCACCCUUCUUCUUCUUCUUCUUCUUCUUCGUCUUCUUCUUCUUCAACCUUCUUCUUCUUCACCAUUCUUCUUCUUCACCCUUCUUCUUCUUCACCCUUCUUCUUCUUCUUCUUCACCCUUCUUCUUCUUUUCAUCCUUCUUCUUCUUCUUCUUCUUCUUCUUCACCUUCUUCUUCUUCACCCUUCUUCUUCUUCACCUUCUUCUUCUUCUUCUUCUUCACCUUCUUCUUCUUCUUCUUCACCUUCUUCUUCUUUUCACCCUUCUUCUUCUUCGUCUUCUUCUUCUUCACCCUUCUUCUUCUUCACCCUUCUUCUUCUUCUUCACCCUUCUUCUUCUUCACCCUUCUUCUUCUUUUCACCCUUCUUCUUCUUCUUCUUCACCCUUCUUCUUCUUCACCCUUCUUCUUCUUCACCCUUCUUCUUCAACCUUCUUCUUCUUCACCCUUCUUCUUCACCCUUCUUCUUCUUUUCACCCUUCUUCUUCUUCUUCUUCACCCUUCUUCUUCUUUUCACCCUUCUUCUUCUUCACCCUUCUUCUUCUUUUCACCCUUCUUCUUCUUCUUCACCCUUCUUCUUCUUCUUUUCACCCUUCUUCUUCUUCAUCCUUCUUCUUCUUUUUCUUCUUUUUCACCCUCCUUCUUCUUCUUCACCCUCCUCCUUCUUCUUCACCCUUCUUCUUUUUCUUCUUCACCCUUCUUCUUCUUCACCUUUCUUCUUUUUCUUCAUCCUUCUUCUUCUUCACCCUUCUUCUUUUUCUUCAUCUUCUUCCACAUCCUUCUCCUCUCUUUCUAUUACACCCAACUUAAGUGUCAUCGUGAUAUUCGCUUGGUCGAUCAUCUCUCUCCACAACUUCCUCACCUCAAUCACUGCUGACACUUUCAGUUAUGCGGCAAACGUGAUACCCGAUUGGGCGAUCAUAGCUGUCCACAACUUCCCCACCUAA
Acanthosepion pharaonis is the source of this 1752-nucleotide messenger RNA. The record is from the annotation of a GenBank genome assembly. NCBI's taxonomy places the organism in Eukaryota, Metazoa, Mollusca, Cephalopoda, Sepiida, Sepiidae.